Messenger RNA from Aegilops tauschii subsp. strangulata, 2266 nucleotides. Its product is annotated as alpha-1,3-arabinosyltransferase XAT3. Gene Ontology annotation, molecular function: glycosyltransferase activity. Lineage: Eukaryota; Viridiplantae; Streptophyta; Magnoliopsida; Poales; Poaceae. The record is from RefSeq and is a predicted model, not a curated record.
GACCUUUACCCUGACCUGGGGUAUCAGUGUCCACUAACACCAAAUGGACUGAUGCAACUAAGCUUCAAGCAGGUAUCUCUUUAGGUUUCACUGUUAUGUUCUUCUGAUUUUUUUUGUUCAUCAUGCUCUGUUUUCUAUACUAGAUUUUCUUUGGGCGUGUCAAACUGUUAUGAGUUCUGAAAAGGUAUGUUCUCCAUGAUUGAGUCGUCUCCUUUGCAAUAUUUGUCUACCACUUUUUGUCUUGGGAUACACUUUACACAACAACCCAAUUUAUUCUAGGGCGUAGCUGCUUAUUCUGUUGGUGAUCCCUAAGAGAUCUUCCCAACAAACAUUACCUGUUUAAUGAGAUGUUUGAACUAACAGAGCAGGUUAGAAUAUAAGGAUAGAAGCAACUCAGGGAGUGUCAUUGCUACUCAUGUGAGGAUCUCAGCAUUGCAAGAUGGCGACUGAGAAGAAAAUAAUCAGUCUUACUGUCAAGGUUGGUUUGGUGCUGUUUGCAGUAUGCAUUCUCGCGCCGGUUUCGCUCAUGGUGUUGCUCAGGCACGCGGUUCCUCUGCAGACAUUGAGGUUGCUGUUUUCAGCUGGUUCAGCAUCUUUGGUGGCUUGGGAAGAAGUAAAGAUGUACUCUGCAAACAAAGGAGCGUUUCUGUGUGAGUGUGACAUGUCGAGCCUAAGAUCAGAUGUAUGCGAGCUGAAGGGCGAUGUCCGGGUAAUCCCCUCAAACAUCACCAUCAUUGCCCUCCUCCACCCCUCUGUCUCUGAGAGUCGCCGGUCAUGGAGGAUGAAGCCGCACGCGAGGAAGAACGAUGGCCACGCGCUCGCCAGCGUCACAGAGGUGUUGGUGUCGGUCACCCCUUCAUCACCUCACGUUCCGGAAUGCAAGGCCGAGAGUGCCGCCCCCGCGGUGGUCUUCUCAGUGGGCGCCUAUGCAGGCAACAUGUUCCAUGACUUCACCGACGUACUCAUCCCGCUCUUCAUCACCGCCAGCCGGUUCCGCAGCGACGUGCACCUCCUUGUCAGCGACGCCCCACCGUGGUGGCUUGACAAGUACCGACCGCUGCUCCGGGGGCUCUCCCACCACGCUGUCAUUGACAUGGACAGGCAAAGCGCAGAGGUGCUCUGCUACCCUCAUGUGGUCGUCGGCCUCAGCUUCCACAAGGAGAUGAGUAUCGACACCGCGAAGACUGUCGGUGGGCACUACUCCAUGGCUGACUUUGCCCGCCUUGCCCGGAGAUCCUACGGCCUCGAGAGAGAUACGGCCAUCCGGCUGCUACAUGGCAGUGACAAUAUCAAGAGCCCGCGGCGCCCCAGGCUGCUCAUCAUUUCCCGGAAGACAACCAGGGCGUUCACCAACAUGGGCGCUGUUGCACAGGCGGCAGCCAUGCUUGGCUACGAGGUGAUCGUCGGCGAGGCGGAGCAGCACUCGGACCUGCCUGCCUUUGCGCGGCUGGUGAACUCGUGCGACGUGCUGGUGGGCGUGCACGGUGCUGGGCUCACCAACCUGGUGUUCCUCCCGCCGGGGGCUGUGGUGGUGCAGGUGGUGCCGCUGGGCGGGCUGGAGGCCAUGGCGAGGGACGACUUCGGGGAGCCGGCUGGAGACAUGGGGCUCGGUUACGUGCAGUACGGCAUCUCCGUCGGGGAGAGCACACUGGCGGAGCUGUACCCACGCGACCGCCGUGUGCUGAGGGACCUGGCGCUCCGGUCGGAGUACCUGGUCAGCCAGAACGUCACGCUCGAUGUCGCUCGGUUCAGUGGCGCCUUGUCCCGUGCUCUGGAGCUUCUUCACCAUUAGAAGACACUCCGCAGGGCGUAGAUUGUUUACAAGAUAAUUUGUCUAGUGUUUUACUACUGCAGUAAAAUAAAGGGUCUGGCUAAAUCUUGUGUGAGCUGUUGGAUCGCUGUCACACGGUCACAAGGCAGAUUUGAAGGCCAAUCUAGCGACUAAACUCUCUCACUCAACUAAGGAUUAGCAAUUCCAUAAGAGGAAGUGAAACGGAACACAAAUUGGAACAACCAAGGAUGAAUCAGGUAUCUCUUCAGAUUUUACUAUUGUGUCGAUUUGAAAUUUUUUGUGCACCAUGCUCUGUUCUCUGCAUAUAAUUUUAUUUUGCUAUGGGCAAUUGUUAUGAGCUGUGAAAAAGGUGUGUAAAGCGUAAUACGUUUUGAAAGAUUUCUCUGCUGUUUCUGUCGGAGGAUACACUUCAAUAUGUAACCAUGCUGUUUUCACUUUUCACUGUAAAUAAUGGAUCAUUUAAGAUUUCUGGUA